AUGUCAUCAUCACCUUCACCAGCACAUACACCAUCUUCACCUCAUACUCCACCGCCUUCUUCACCCACCUUCAAAUUGAUCUUACCUACUCCACCUUCAUUCUUAGCUCAUAGAUCCCGUUCGUCUGAAUCGACUAAUAUACCAAGGAACACUUCUACGAAUGACCUAAAUACAAGCAGUGUGCAAGUCCAUGAUGAAGACCAGGAGGACGAAAUUGUGAAUACGAAAUAUCCUUAUCCCAGUUCCAAGAGACUUAGUAUAUCAUCUAUUGAUGAUCCGAUCGUACAAGAUAAUGAAAAGAGAGAUCAAAGAAGAGUUUCAUUUUCAGUCAAUACCAAUACCAGCACUGAUAAUAGAACCAUCUCGAGACCAAUUUCAAUCAAAUCCUCUUCUUUCCAAGGUAGUCAUGAAGGAGGAUUGAAAUCACCAUUAUAUAAGAUUCCACAAAGACAGAGUACGAGUCAAGAUACCAACAAUACGGAAGAAUUAAUCGAUUCACCUGAUAUAUCAGAUACCCAAUCGCAAGAUCAGAAUCAGAACCAAAAUCAAAGUACCCAUAUCCCUAAACGAAGACCAAUCUCGUUUCAAGGGAUUUCACCUUCUUCCCCUAUUACCAACACUAAUACCUCACCUUCGAGAUUCGCUAGUACAGCUGCUGCAAGAGGAAUCUCAAUCGCUCCAUCUUUAUCUAAAGGUGGUGCAUUUAGAUCAAUUUGGUCUGCUGGUAUCAUACCUUCAACAAAAUCAGGUUGGAUGUCACCACCAACAAUCACUUCUCCUCCCACAAGCGCAGGACCUUCAAUCUCACAAGCUAUGAGAAGCGCUGCUAGCUUGAACAGCUGUUUAAACUCUCCAACAACUACUAUAGGUACAGCUACUGUAGUUGCAAAAGCCAGAGGGUUGAGUAUAGCCAUCAUCAAAGAAGGUGGGAAAGGUGUCGUACCCAUCACACCGGGAUUAACAAGUGCGGGUACAGGCUUGAAGAGUCCCAUUGGAACAGGCAUGAAAAGUCCGGACGCUCAAGUGAUCAGAGGAGGAUUGGAAAGUGCCCAAGUUACCGCUGUACCUGAUACUGCUGCUAGCAAUGGAAAGAAAGAGAUCAUAUUGUGUAAAUUCUAUCAUACACCUGGAUUGACUUGUACUUCUCGACCAUGUCGAUUUGUUCACAAUCUAUCUGCAAUCGUACCAACUUCAGCAACUCCAGCUACUGCUUCAGGCUACCUGAUGUUGAGUCCUACUCAACCAGAUCCUACUUCAGGUACUUUUGCACAAGCUCAAAUGACUCUCUCCGAGCAACCCUCCAAAACACUCAAGAUAAGUGAUAAUAUGGAUCUGGGGGAUGUCAUGCCUGGAGAAAAGGUCUUGGUGAAAAAUGAAAACUGUGAAGAAGUAGUCGGACAAGUAUUUCUCAUGAGCGGAGGUGGGAAAGGUGCAAUGGGAAAAAGCAGAGAGAAAUGGAAGACUGUACCUUGCAAAGACUACGCUGAAGGUCGGUGUCCGUAUGGAGAUUAUUGCUCCUUCAUUCAUGACGAGAAGCUCCCUUCCGGUCUCCUUACUGAGGACGCCAAAGCCGAACCUGAAUCGAAGCCGGCAAACGCAGAGAACUCAGAAGAACAGAAGAAAACAAAGCGACUCACUCAUCGCAAGUCUGCUUCUCUUAGUAGUUCUCUCUCGGCAUGGACAAGAGCUUUACCCAAAGCUAUGCUCGUCCCAUCUGUCAAAUUUGAUCCUCAAGCAUUGAAAAAGAUCGAGACAGGACUUUCUGCUUUCGCUCCUCCUUUUCUCAAGGAGCCCUUGUUAGUCGAUCAAGAAGGGGGUCUGGUCAAUCAGUCCACACUCUCUGCUCCUCGAUAUGAUACCAAAGCGAGUUCUCCUCCAGCACGACCCAAAGAGCCAGUAGCAAUACCCAUGGAGCCUACUGCCACCGCUCCUCCAAAGAUCAAUCUGUGGGCUAAAGGUCCACCACCAAGUCUUCGAAAAUUAGGGUAUCCCCAGGAUGUUUCUUUACCAUCCCACGAACUCUCCUCGAAUUUAGCUACUCUACAAGAAAACCAAACUCCAACAUCUGCCAGACACCUCAUGCCACCAGUAUCUGCUAUAUCAAUGUUCGGUACAGAGUCAGACCCAGCAUCACCAUUUGACCCUGUCGUUCAAAGAAGGAAGAUGCAAGAAUUGGAAGAUGCUUUAAACUCACAAGGGGAUGAUUCCAUGUUACCAAAAUCUAACUUAUCUCAUAUGUACUCGAAUGAUCUAUUUCAACCACUUCCUUCACCUCCAUCGACGUAUAACGGCAAUGGAAGUGGUUUUAAUUCUACGAGUUAUCCUUGGGGCAUGCCAAUGUCACCACUACCCGGACACCAAGACCCCUCAGUUCCCCUUAUUCCAGGUGGCUUGGGAGUCAUGUGGACACCUGCAGGUUGGGCGGUGCAGGAUGCCGCUAUGAAGAAUGCUUUGAGAUCAGCCGAGGUCAAAGCUAAGUAUGGUGAAGAUGUGAGGAGGAGAACAGCCAAAAACUACUUUAGGACCAGGCCAUGUAAAUUCUUUGCGGAAGGAUUCUGCCCUCACGGUGCGGAAUGUACUUACAUGCAUUUCCUCACUCCUCCGUCCCCCGACCAAUCAUCUUCUGGAAGUGACUCAGGCGACAUCCUAUCAUUUUCAGCCAAGAAACAUCCCAAACAUCAAACGCUACCAUGCAAGUUCUUUAACUCAUCUUCAGGUUGUCACAACGGAUCUUCAUGUGCUUUCUUGCAUACCAGGGUGGUUCCCGAGAGUGUAUCAUUGGUUGAAAGGCCCAGACCAUGGCGAACUAAGCCAUGUAGACAUUACCAACUUGGAAGAUGUAGUCUAGGUGACGCAUGUCAUUUCGCUCAUGUUUCGGAUCCAGCUUGGAUCAAUUCAGGUAUCAACCAAAGAGAGAUAGAAGGGAACGGUGGUAGUUUUACCGAAGAAUCUUUGGAGAGGACUAUGGAAGAAAUGAGAAGAAAUGCAAGACAAUGGAGAGAAGAAGAUGAUGGAGAAGAUGACGAUGUCGAGAUUGUCACUACUGUUGGAAAUAUGACCUUUUCCUCACAAAAUUACAGUCCAUCUUCAUCCGGUCGAAAGUGA
Molecule: messenger RNA, 3105 nt
Organism: Kwoniella shivajii
Lineage: Eukaryota; Fungi; Basidiomycota; Tremellomycetes; Tremellales; Cryptococcaceae
Exons: 7
Coding region: 1-3105 (1034 amino acids)
Molecular function (GO): metal ion binding; mRNA binding
Source: RefSeq, a predicted model, not a curated record